Molecule: messenger RNA, 355 nt
Organism: Tupaia belangeri chinensis (Chinese tree shrew)
Lineage: Eukaryota; Metazoa; Chordata; Mammalia; Scandentia; Tupaiidae
Product: 28S ribosomal protein S33, mitochondrial-like
Exons: 1
Coding region: 90-236 (48 amino acids)
Source: RefSeq, a predicted model, not a curated record
UUCUAUUAACAUUAAAACAGUGAAUUUAAGAGGAUGCAUCGGCGAGGAAGGUCAGGGCCAGAGAACUCUUGCACUUUGCUGCUUAAGAAAUGUCUUCACUUUUGGAAUAUGCCUUGCACGUGAGUCAUCUGAGUGCCCAGCUGUCUGGGAAAGUCACCAGGCCUACUGAUUCUAAGUCCAUGAAAGUGAUGAAACUUCAGCAAACAGCCCUUGGCCAAGAGCAAGGAGACUUAUGAUUGGUAUCCAAAUCACAAUACCUAUUUUGGACUCGUGGGGACACUUCAUUUCCUUGGCCUCUACAGAUGAGCAUCAAGAUUUUAAGAAUGUGGGGCCAGCAGGUGGUGUGGUUAAGGCA